Messenger RNA from Aspergillus niger, 261 nucleotides. RefSeq lists its product as hypothetical. Lineage: Eukaryota; Fungi; Ascomycota; Eurotiomycetes; Eurotiales; Aspergillaceae. The transcript has a single exon. The coding region runs from base 1 to 261 and encodes 86 amino acids. The record is from RefSeq and is a predicted model, not a curated record.
AUGGUUUACUCUGCCUCGUUGUACCGUGGGUGGCCUGAAACAAAGCUUAUUAUAAUACUUUCUCUGCAGAAGAAAUCAUCAUCACGGAUAAUGAAUACGAGUGAGAGUCGCUCCAACGCAGUCAGCCAUCCUCCCUCUCGUAUGAGACGUGGCAUCAGCACUGUUUUAUUUACCAUUCGCUAUCUAUUGGCUACUAUAUUUAUCUACGCCUUGCAGCCGGCAGCACAGUGGGCAGCCAAAUAUAUCUUCCGUCGGGGUUAG